Messenger RNA from Fusarium graminearum PH-1, 1878 nucleotides. RefSeq lists its product as uncharacterized. The transcript has 2 exons. The record is from RefSeq and is a predicted model, not a curated record. Gene Ontology annotation, molecular function: SNARE binding. NCBI's taxonomy places the organism in Eukaryota, Fungi, Ascomycota, Sordariomycetes, Hypocreales, Nectriaceae. Gene Ontology annotation, cellular component: lytic vacuole; endosome. Gene Ontology annotation, biological process: SNARE complex assembly. The coding region runs from base 1 to 1878 and encodes 625 amino acids.
AUGUCAAUGUCCUCUCUCGCCGAACCUCGUCGCCCGCGUCUUGUCGCCCAGAAUCGCAAGCUUCGUCACCUCCGCGGAAUAUGGCUGCGCAACUUGUCCUUUGCGCCCACGAGCCUCAGAACAGCUGACGACGCUGACCUCGCCACGAGCACGAAUAAAUUACCUGUUCUCAGGGAGACGGGCCAAUUGCAUCCCUCGCGAUCGUCUGAGAGCUUGAGGAAGGAUAGUGUGCGACAUGAUGCUUUGCGACCUCAGCAGAAGCGCAGGACGAGUCUGAGCUUGGCGCAUGUUAAUCCCGUUGCUAGGCAGAAGAAUCUAGAAAUGCUAUUUGAAGGCUCUGUUGGAGACGUCUUUUACUCGUUGCAUGUGGAUGGCGAUGCUGAGCCUGUCUACAUCAGCGAGGUGCGCGAACGAGCGACGAGCUUCAACUUUAAAUUCUUCAGCUUGGAAAACUGUGCCCCGGCUAUUUCAAGAUGCGAUUCCUUGCUCAUUCGAGUCUGGGCACGACGACCGAAAGCCGAGACGUGGACUUUUCUCCUCGACGAAUCAGUCGAUCUGCGACGCCUCAACUUUAUAGGAACUCUCAUGGACCGAAAAUUUCCUCCAAACGCACUGAUAUUCCACCUCGAAGAUGGCGUUUACUCGUUCGACUUUCCCAACAAGAUAUCGGAGCCGAAACAAGCACCGACAGUGGCAACGUCGUCAUAUACCGCGCUUAUGAAGUUGGCCAACUUGGAGAGCUCGAUAGAAGACGCCAUGGAGACGCAGCAUCGACUGAUGGAAGAGAUAAAUAAUAUGCUCGAUGGCUCGCCGGUCGACAAAUCGGAAAUGGCGCAAGAGGCUGUGUCCGUGGCGGAAAAGUACGUGGCAGCGCAACGACGUUCGAACAACUUGGCGCAAAAGAAACGGGAUGACCUACGGGAGUCGAUAAGAGCAAGACGUGAAGCUAUCGUGAAGGGAAGAGAGCUUGAGGCACAAGCAGAAACAGACAUGGCCAAUAACCGAGAGAAGUUGACUACUUCCAAAGAACUUCUCGAAGAAACGCAGCAGCAAAUCCGCGGACAGCGAAGGCGCAUUUGCUCUGACCUUGCAGAUAUAUUCCCCAUCACGCCAAUCCCUAAUGCGCCACCACUGUCCUUCCAGAUAUGCAACAUACCACUCCCAAACUCGACAUACGAUGCUUCGACUGCAAAACAUAUCUCCGAGGAUGUUUUAUCGGCUGGGCUAGGAUUCGUCGCGUUACUCACGAAACAUUUGCAGUUCUACCUCGCACAUCCAUUACCAUACCCGCUAGACUGGUUCGGUUCUCGAUCUUAUGCACGCGAUGAUAUUUCUCAAUUAUCAGAAAAGACCGUCUCGCGAAGGGAGUUUCCUCUAUAUUUACCUCGCGGAGGCUCCACCGCUGGACAAUGGCGCUUCGAAUACGCUUGGUUUCUCCUCAACAAGAACAUCGAAGCUCUCUGCUCGUCUCAGGGUCUGCGCGUGGUAGACAUCAGACAUUCCCUUCCGAACCUCAAAUACUUGCUAUAUGUCUGUAGCGCCGGUAGCGACCAAGUACCGGAGCGCAAGAAAGGCGGCGUUCGUGGCUUAUGGGCGGGCAGACUCAAGGGGAGGAUGUCGACCAUGUCGGCGCAACUGGACGGCGAUAACAGCAGUCUGAAUGAAAGUCGCAGGGAUAGUACGGACAGUGAGGUGAAUCAUCAUGGGGAUGCGUUGAGAGAUGCGCUUCUCAAGAGUAAUGGGCAUAGCAAGACGGUUGGGCAUAAUAACGAUGAGCACCUGGAGAGUCUGGAUGAUUUGCUUUCACUGCCUUUUGGGGAGGAUGGUACUAAGUUUACGUUGAGGACUAAAGGUCUGAGAGAGAACGUUUCGAGAUGA